Messenger RNA from Durusdinium trenchii, 958 nucleotides. NCBI's taxonomy places the organism in Eukaryota, Dinophyceae, Suessiales, Symbiodiniaceae. The record is from the annotation of a GenBank genome assembly.
AUGCCUAUGGAGCUUUGGUCGUUCGAGAAGGGCUCUGUAAGCGCUGGAGUUGGUUUUGUUUGUGCCAGGGAUGUGGCAAACAGUCUCUUGUACGCGACUCUCAUGUCAGAAGGUGAGGCACCAGGCAUCUCAGAUGCAACGAAGAGUGCAAUCCGGACUUUAUUGGACCUGGCUGAGGCCUGUAGCACACGAAAGAUCAUCAUGGGCUUAAGUCCGGAGCAUGCAAGUUGUGAGGGGCUGGCAUGCUCCCUUCUUCGAUUGGGAUUUCAGGUCAUCUCGGUUCGCAAGUGCCCCGUCUUGAACGCCGCGCUUUUGCUCGAGUUCGAUAUGGGCCCACCUGCGCCUCUUCGAGGCAACUAUGUCAUCUCAUCAGAUUACACCUGCAGUGGAACAUCCGAGUGCUCCACAUCCGCAGAGGACCAUGAUCAUCUCCAGUGCGAUUCGGAGUGUCAGGAUAGCGACUAAAGCCUUCAUGGCGCCCCUCGUCACAGCCUUCGUCAGAGCCCGCGUCUCGAUUUUGCCUUUACGCUCCGAGUUUGUACACUACUACUAGCAAGUACAUCGCUACUAGUAACAAGGCCAUUACUUAGUAACAAGAAGCUACUAGUAGCGAUACCGCUCCUUUUGUUUCACAGGCUGGCGGCCUGUGGGCCCCGUUCCUUAGGAGCGGUCUCUUUCUCACCGGCAGUGGCGGGGCAGCGGUCCUGAAGGAAGCUUAAUUCCAGGACAUUGUUUGUCAAAUUUUUGAAAUUGUUUUGUCAAAUUUCAGUCUAGAAUCCUAGAAGUUCAUAAGCCCUGCUGAGAUGAUUUGUAUUGAAUAAAAAGAGAAACAAGUGAUGAAAUAAGUGGAUUGAUGUUUCUCGUUUCCAAUGCUUUUUCAUUCCUUGAUGUUUUGACCUAGGCUGCGACCUUGUUCGCCAUAAAUGAAUCGUCUCGCCGGGCUGCGAGGUGUGCAUGG